GGGCUGGGGGGAGGGGGUAAUCCCUCCUCCCCACCCCCGCCCAGGAGUGACCCAGGCGCCGCGCCGGCCUCCUUCCUGCACCUCGCCAGCCCCGCAGCCGCGGGAGGACGGGGCGCGGCUUCCCGAGAGCCGGGCUCGGUUCGCCCGGCGGCGGCAGCUGCUGCGCCCUGGGGGCGGGGAGCGGGCGCUGAGGGGCCUGGAGCGGAGCGGCGGCGGGAGCCCCGGCCUGGCAGCGCGGCUUCAAGUUUCCACCGGCGCGUGGUUGUGCAACCGCCAGAGGAGCGGGAGCCGCGGGCGCCUCGGAAAACAAGCCGAGCCCAUAAACAAAGCCACGUGGGCUCGGGCGGGGGGGCCGGGCCAGGAGCAGGCGGCUCUUCCGGCAACAAAGGGCCGGAGCCAGCGGCCCGGGAUAAAUACUGCGGCCGCGCUGGCCGCGCAGCACUCCCGCCGGCCCCGCGCGCCCUGCGACCCUCCCCAGCGCCGCGCCCUCUGCGAGCACAGGACCCGGCUCCGCAGCUCCGAGCCCUCCACGCCGCUUCCCUGCAGCCGCGUCCUCGCCGACCCCGGCCCCCGGAGCACCCGCCUGGGGCGACAGUUCCCCGAGGCCGUCCAGCCGGUACGGUCCAUCAGUCCGUCGAGUCCGUCGCGUCGUCCCCGGUGCCAUGCCAUUCCUCGGGCAGGACUGGCGGUCCCCCGGGCAGAGCUGGGUGAAGACGGCCGACGGCUGGAAGCGCUUCCUGGAUGAGAAGAGCGGCAGCUUCGUGAGCGACCUCAGCAGUUACUGCAACAAGGAAGUCUACAACAAGGAGAAUCUUUUCAACAGCCUGAACUAUGAUGUUGCAGCCAAGAAGAGAAAGAAGGACAUGCUGAACAGCAAAACCAAAACUCAGUAUUUCCACCAAGAAAAAUGGAUCUAUGUUCACAAAGGAAGUACUAAAGAGCGCCAUGGAUAUUGCACUUUGGGGGAAGCUUUCAACAGGCUGGACUUCUCGACGGCCAUUCUGGAUUCCAGAAGGUUUAACUACGUCGUACGGCUGUUGGAACUGAUAGCAAAGUCACAGCUCACGUCCCUGAGCGGCAUCGCCCAAAAGAACUUCAUGAACAUUUUGGAAAAAGUGGUACUGAAAGUCCUCGAAGACCAGCAGAACAUCAGGCUCAUCAGGGAGCUGCUGCAGACCCUCUACACGUCCUUGUGCACGCUGGUGCAGAGAGUCGGCAAGUCUGUGCUGGUCGGGAACAUCAACAUGUGGGUAUACCGGAUGGAGACGAUUCUGCACUGGCAGCAGCAGCUGAACAGUAUCCAAAUCACCCGGCCCGCCUUCAAAGGCCUCACCCUCACCGACCUGCCCCUGUGCCUCCAGCUGAACAUCAUGCAGAGGCUGAGUGACGGGCGCGACCUGGUCAGCCUCGGCCAGGUGGCCCCCGACCUGCACGUGCUCAGUGAGGACCGGCUGCUGUGGAAGAAACUCUGCCAGUACCACUUCUCCGAGCGACAGAUCCGCAAGCGAUUAAUUUUAUCAGACAAAGGACAGCUGGACUGGAAGAAGAUGUAUUUUAAACUUGUGCGCUGUUACCCACGGAAAGAGCAGUACGGAGACACCCUUCAGCUCUGCAGACACUGUCACAUUCUUUCCUGGAAGGGCACUGACCACCCGUGCACAGCCAAUAACCCAGAGAGCUGCUCCGUUUCCCUCUCACCCCAGGACUUUAUCAACUUGUUCAAGUUCUGAAUCCCAGCUCGGGACAACACUUCGAAGGGCUCCCCAGCUGAUCGGAUGGUUGGGAAUACGGAGCUCGGACACUUCCUUUGUAAAUAGUGUACAUUUGAAACGCUGGCUCAGAACUUGUGAGCUAAGUCACUGAAAGGACGUUGGAAGGGGAGAGAGAUGCAGCUGCUGGCUGGGAGUCUUAGAAUACGGACUUCUCAUUAGAACUGGUAUGGAAAAGCGGAAAUACUGUCCAUAAGCUGUUUUCUUAACUAUUUGCCGGCAAGACUGUAAGGGCAGGAAUUCAGUUUCGUCGGUGAAAAUGGAAUUCUCGUGUUCACUGAGACUCCUUGGUAGUUCCCUAGGGAUGUGGAAAAGAAGGGCAGAACUCGAAUUCAAGAUAGAACACUCUGUUUACAAUGUGAAAAUUUGCUUUUUAAAGAAAGAGAAGAGGACGACAUACGCGAAAUCCCUGUGCUUCGGUUUCAAUUGGGGGGGAGGGGUUGUUUUAAAAAGGCAAAGGAAGCACCACCCAUCUUAAGCCCGCGUGGGCAUAGGGCCUUGUCUUCCAAAUAUCACACAAUACUCUACCUCGGAAAGUACACAGCACCCCCUCUGACAAAGUGCAUUGUCCCGCAGGCAGUGUCUGUUUUUCUUGGUUUUUCCUCCUGGAAAAGUGGUUUCGAUAGGAAGGGGUCCUGGAGGCAAUCCUCAUCACCUUGCAGACCUCCUUUUUACGGGAAUAGGCACUCCUUGGCAUUGACUCCUUUCUAGAACAACUCCACAGCACAUUAGCCUUUUUUUUUUUUUCCUUUCGUGUGGUAGCUCAUUCAGGGGCAACAUAGGGCCCACUAAAAACAGCCCCAGAGGAAGAAGUCCCACCGUAGACAAGAUAGAAGGAGUCACCCAAUAGCUGUGAAGACUUUGUUAUUCCUGUUAAACUUCUCGGCUUGUCUGGGCUUCCCAGAAUAUCUUCACAGAUAAGCGUUCAUCUGUGGACUUCUGGGAGCCGGAGGGCUGAUAAAGGCUUGUAAAACAGGUUUUACGUAUCAAUUAGACAUUUUAGUAGCUGCUGUCCCUCCUGGCAGGCGAUGAGCGGAGGAGCUUUCUUUACUUUUAUGCCCAACACCAAAAUUUACUCAGCCCAAGCUAUAGGACUUCCUGCGAGGAUGACAAGAUAAAACCUAGAGUUCCGAUCCUAGGGAAGAGAAGUACUGUGUGUUCAUCCUAAACUUACUCCGUACCCCUGGGGAUCUUGCUAGGCAAAUGCCAGCAAGUGACCGUGUGGAAGACAGGACAUCUCAGGACUUCAUGAGUUCAUUGUCAAAUAUUCCUGGGAUGGGGUGGGGGAUGUUUUUGUUUUUUACUUUUUAUAGAACUUUGCUUUUCUACAACAAUGUACAUAUUUUGGCAGUUGUAUUUGCUUUGUGCUUUUUUUCCUCUUUUGCAAAUAAAGUUGCCACCCUGCAUGCCCUUGGCAAGUAAGUAAAGCAGAAAUUGGAACUUGUUCACGUUCACGGUAGAGAACAGUGUAUCCUUAGGGGGUGAACCUAGGGGUGACCUGGGGAGGGGACAGGUGGGUAAGCAAGGACAGAAACAAGGCCAGGCACCAGUUGGAGAUGCACAGCCCCUUGCUGCUUAUCCCUCAGGGCACAGCCCGGGUACCAGCAGGCUGAAGAGAAGUCAAUUCUCCAUCAACCCUUCUCACUUUGCCACGUCUGCGCCUACACACCGGGGUGUCUCCGUAUUUAUUUUCACUUCUGCCCCCUCUAUCCGAGGAAAACAUUAAAUUGCAUUUAAAUUCUCCCCCACUGAGAAGAAUUAAACAUUAAAAAAUAAGACCUUGUUGCGUAAGGUUGACCUUCCGGAACCCCUCUAAGACCCAAUGGGCUUUUUUGGUCUUCCCUCCCUGCUGAGUCCACGUCACACUGAGAACACAGGGCCUAGAUGGUGGAAUAAAAAAAAAAAAAAAAAAU
Molecule: messenger RNA, 3682 nt
Organism: Enhydra lutris kenyoni (northern sea otter)
Lineage: Eukaryota; Metazoa; Chordata; Mammalia; Carnivora; Mustelidae
Product: F-box protein 32
Exons: 9
Coding region: 663-1730 (355 amino acids)
Biological process (GO): protein ubiquitination
Cellular component (GO): cytoplasm; SCF ubiquitin ligase complex; nucleus
Molecular function (GO): protein binding
Source: RefSeq, a predicted model, not a curated record